Messenger RNA from Puntigrus tetrazona (Sumatra barb), 2473 nucleotides. Its product is annotated as CD48 antigen-like. The record is from RefSeq and is a predicted model, not a curated record. Bases 219 to 1124 code for a protein of 301 amino acids. The transcript is spliced from 6 exons. Lineage: Eukaryota; Metazoa; Chordata; Actinopteri; Cypriniformes; Cyprinidae.
AACUCCAAUAAUUAUUUCAUUAAUUAUUUGCUUGCAUGCAUUGAAGAAUGUUUUAUGCUAAUAUACGUCUUGAUCGUUUAAGUGAAAGCCUGUGUGGUUAGUAAAGGGUGGUCGAAUCCUGUUAGGGGAGGAUCCACACAUACACACUUAUAUCACACUUCUGUCUAAACACUCUGCUUCUCGCUAUUUUCAUCACAAAGGCAGUGUGCUCGAAGAAAAUGGUUAAUGCUUUCCUUUUGUUCUGCUUGUGCUUGUUGCAGUUGGAUGGUGUGUUUGGUGUUCAUGCAUUGGAGUCACUGUCGGUUCUGGAGGGAGAUUCAGUCUCUCUAGACUCUGGUUUAACUAAAAUAAGGGAUGAUGGUCUGAUUCUGUGGAGGUUUGGAGCUGAAAACACCUUAAUAGCUGAAAUCAAUGUAAUGGUCGGCAGUGCUACUGUAUAUGAUGAUGUUCUUGAUGAGAGAUUUAGAGACAGACUGAAGCUGGAUCAUCAAACUGGAUCUCUGAUCAUCACUAACAUCUCAACUCUACACACUGGAGAAUAUCAACUACAGUCCAGCAGUGUGAUAAAGAACUUCAGUGUCUCUGUCUACGCUCCUCUGCCUGUUCCUGUCAUCAGCAGUAACUCUUCAAACUGUUCUUCAUCUUCAUCAAAUUGUUCAUUGUUGUGUUCGGCGGAGAACGUGGGUCACGUGACUCUCUCCUGGUACAAAGGAAACAGUUUAUUGUCCAGCAUCAGUGUGUCUGAUCUCAGCAUCAGUCUCUCUCUACCUCUGGAGGUGGAACAUCAGGAGAAAAACACCUACAGCUGUGUGAUCAACAACCCCAUCAGAAACCAGACCACACAUCUGAACAUCAGUCAGAUCUGUCACACGUGUUCAGUUAAAGAAUCAGCAUCUAAAACGCUGCUGAUCUCUUCUGCUGCUGCUGCUGCUGGUUCUCUGCUGAUUGUUGCUGCUGUUGGGAUCUUUUGUAUUUGCCAGAAAUGUGGAAAAACUGAUAAAGAAGUUGAGACUAAUGAAGAGAUCACUUACAUUGAGCCUAUGUUCUACAAAAGAAAACCACAGAAACUGGAUGUUAAAGAAGACGAUCAUGUGGAAUACGCACCUAUCGCUAAGAGAAGGUGAUCAAACAAGCACCAGACUUUUACAGGAAGCUCCUGCGACAACCUCAGAUUAUCAUCUUCAUCUGAGAUCUUUAAAACUGUGGACCGAGCUUUGGGAUUGUUGAAGUGCGGUGUUCGGUGAUGACUAAAGAUAUUCACUCUUAAAAAAGGCAAUUUUAGCAAAUUUUUGGACCACUGAAACAUUGUCAUGUUUGAGAACAUGAAACUAUUUGCAUCCUCGUUUCGGAAAUAGAGGCAGGUUGAUGACUUCUGCUUGAGCUUCUUGCUAGAUGUUUGUGGUUGACAUUUGACACACACUGCUAAAGCGUCAUUAGCGUGUGGUUUAAGGAGCUUUUUCCCCCUGUGAAACUUUCAGUCUGACUUUGUGUUGCGUGAUAAAAUAUAAGUCAGAUUUAUUUAUAGUGUUUUCGUUUCAUUGCACAUUGCUUCAAAACAGCUUGACAAAAUCACUGUUAAAUGUUGAUACUAAUUGAGUGUUAAUCGUAAAUAAAACAAACAUAAAAAAAUAUGUGGUUUAAUUGUUUAGUGAUAUUCAAAAGAAGCUUUGCAGUGCCCUCCAUUGAACUCGAUUGGAAAAGGUUCAUUACCUCCAUCUGAUGUUUUUGAGGCCAUCUGGUGGCCAAAACGAUGAAUAUUCUUUAAUGUUUCAUUAAAAUUUUUAAUAUUAAUUGUCAUAUGCAACUUUUUAGUAUCAGAUGAGCAUGCUUUUUCUGUUUAUAGCUCAUGAUGAAUGAACAUCAUGAAGUGGCCUCGGUUUGGGUUAUUGACUGACAUUACUGAACUACACAAAAAUACUAUUAAACAAAUACCACCGUCAUGCUUCACCACUGAAAAGGAGGAGGGAAAAACCAUGAAAGAGCUGAAUUGGCUCAGACGUGUGGUCAGAUGUCAUGUGACAGAUUUUAGGUUCUGGUAUUUUUUCUGUUCUUCUCCAUUUUUUUUUUAAAGUUCCAAGUUGAAUCACAAGCAAUAAAAACAACUGAAGCAUUAAAUUAUAUGCAGAUUACAAGAUGGCAAUGUUGAAAAUGAUGUACGUAAUAAAGGCUUUCACACUGGAGGAAUGUUUUUAAAAUGACUAUAUAAAAGGAACUGAAAAUGAUUUUGGGAACUCCUUUUAUUGGAACAAAGUCAGCUGCUCUGUUAUUAAACUUGGCACAAUUAAAGGUUAUAUUUUAGCGCUUAUGGCUAUUUACCCCCAAGAAGGAAUAACUUAGAGUGUGCAUGUGCAAUUUAUUAUAAAGAAAACUAAUUUUUUUUUUUUUUUUUACAGAUGGAGAAUAUAUCACAGUAUAACAGUAACCUAUAAACAUUACUAUAUUUAAAACAAUUACAGACUAAUCUUAAAACAAA